Microdochium trichocladiopsis is the source of this 981-nucleotide messenger RNA. RefSeq lists its product as uncharacterized. The record is from RefSeq and is a predicted model, not a curated record. The coding region runs from base 1 to 981 and encodes 326 amino acids. The transcript is spliced from 2 exons. Lineage: Eukaryota; Fungi; Ascomycota; Sordariomycetes; Xylariales; Microdochiaceae.
AUGGCGGUCGACAUCUCCGCGCUGUCACAGAUGCAGAUAGGCGUCUUCUUCCAGCGUAACGCUCCUGUCUCGCAGACGCAAUGCAACGACAAAGCGCGUGAUAUGACAGGCAAGCUCGUUACCCCAACCGCUUGCCAGGGCGGAAAUAGCUAUACUGUCGACGCGGGCCAAGUCAUCGUCCAGUUCCGAGCUCCAGAUUCGCCCUUGGACAUGAUGUUGAUGAAGAGCAUCGAGCAAGCAUACCCGGGCUUCACGCCACAGCACAAACACCAUGAUCUGUUUUAUCACCUCCAUGUCUACACCAUGAACAACAUUGGUGGCGUUUCCAUGUACCUUGUCCGAGAUCUCUUAUACAAGAACAAUUAUGCGCUCCUCCAAAACACCAUAGACAACUACGCACGUUUCUUCGCCUCGGCGUUUCACCACACGCCUGAGUCGAUGAGCGGACCAGAUCGUGGGCAGCUCCUUCAGCAAUACUCCUCGCAACUCCAACGGCUGCGUAAGGGGCUCCCCCAGCGUUUUCACGCAACGCUGGACACUCUGAUCCCCCAGCUGCCGACCGUCUUUGACGCGGACUGGCCACUGGUUCCCAACCAUACCGACCUCCUGGAGAACAACAUACACGUGGACCCCACGACGGGCAAGAUAGCGGGCAUCUGUGAUUGGGGAGAUGCAGAGGUCAGCCCCUUUGGCAUGUCUCUGGGCGGGCUCGAGACGAUGCUUGGGAUCCGGACGAUGAAUGAGCACGGUUGGAGCUACUUCCCCAAGCAUGCCGAGCUCCGAGAGCAGUUCUGGGCUGUGUUCUACCACUGCCUUGGGGGAGCAGUAUCCGAGGCGCUGAAGCAGCGUGUCGAAGUUGCGAGGUUAACUGGCCUCUUCCUGGCCAAUGGCUUCGUGCAGGACGGAGAUGGCAAUUUGAACCCAGCCACGGAGGAGUCCCUGGACUUGCGCUAUCUCAGGGCUGUUGUCUUGGGGCUUUAA